GUAUUUGAGGGAGUUAUUCUGCUCAGCAGAAAAAGAAGCUGUGCGCUGCCUUGGUCCUUGGCACAUUUCCCUUCUCAUUCAGAUAGAUCAAAUUUCUGUCAGGGGUCCACAUGCAGCCUCAGAAGAUCCCGUCUGGAGGGAGACUGUGGUGAACCCAAGAUCUCCCAAGGCUCUCUUCACCUAUGAAGGCAACAGCAAUGACAUCCGAGUGGCUGGCACUGGGGAGGGUGGCCUGGAUGAGAUGGUGGAGGAGCUCAACAGUGGGAAGGUGAUGUACGGCUUCUGCAGAGUAAAGGACCCUAACUCCGGCCUGCCCAAGUUUGUCCUCAUCAAUUGGACAGGUGAGGGUGUGAACGAUGUGCGGAAGGGAGCCUGCGCCAGCCACGUCAGCACAAUGGCCAACUUCCUGAAGGGGGCCCAUGUGACCAUCAAUGCACGGGCUGAGGAAGAUGUGGAGCCUGAGUGCAUCAUGGAGAAGGUAGCCAAGGCCUCUGGUGCCAAUUACAGCUUUCACAGGGAGAGUGGCCGCUUCCAGGACAUGGGGCCCCAAGCCCCAGUGGGCUCUGUGUACCAGAAAACCAAUGCUGUAUCUGAGAUCAAAAGAGUUGGCAAAGACAGCUUCUGGGCCAAAGCUGAGAAGGAAGAGGAAAACCGGAGGCUAGAGGAGAAGCGGCGGGCUGAGGAGGCGCAGAGGCAGCUAGAACAGGAGUGCCAGGAGCGGGAGCUACGUGAGGCUGCAUGCCGGGAACAGCGCUAUCAGGACAGAGGGACAUGUGAGCAGCAGCAAGACAUAAUUUCAAGGAACAGAGUGGAGCAGUCUGCCAGCCCACAAACCACACAUGCGAGGGAGAUCUUCAAGCAGAAGGAGAGGGCCAUGUCCACCACCUCCGUCUCCAGCCCUCAGCCAGGAAAGCUGCGGAGCCCCUUCCUGCAGAAGCAGUUCACCCAGCCAGAGACUCCCUUCAGCAGAGAGCCGACUCCUGCUAUCCCAAGGCCCAGGACAGAUCUCUAUGAGGAGCUGGCGCCCAGCAUUCCUCCAUGUCUGGUGCAGGCGGAAGAGGAGACCGUGUAUGAGGAACCCCCAGAGCAAGAGACCCUCUAUGAGGAGCCCCCACUGGUACAGCAGCAAGAUGUUGGCUCUGGGCACAUUGACCUUCAUAUGCAAGGCCAGGGGCUCAGUGGGCAAGGGCUUUGUGCCCGGGCCCUGUACGACUACCAAGCAGCUGAUGACACGGAGAUCUCCUUUGACCCUGAGAAUCUCAUCACAGGCAUCGAGGUGAUCGAUGAAGGCUGGUGGCGUGGCUAUGGGCCAGAUGGCCACUUUGGCAUGUUCCCUGCCAACUAUGUGGAGCUCAUUGAAUGAGGCUGAGGCCCAUUCUUCCCUUCCCUCUCAGACAUGGCUUCCUUAUUGCUAGAAGAGGUGGCCUGAGAGUUAAGUUUGGCUCUUUGAGGAUUGGAAUCCCUAAUGAGGACAAAGCUUCAGGGUUCCUGGGCUUGGGUGGCUCGGCCUGUCACCUAGAUGCAGCAAUUACCUGGUGAUUUCCAGACAUGCUUCCUGCAGCCUUCCAGAUCCUUUCAGGCAGCUUGGCCCUUGACCCCAACAGGAAAUUGAGCCGAUUUCUGCCUGUGGCCAGCCCCUUGGUGACCUCUGAGAGUCCACUGCCAAGCUGGGGGCAGGGGCUCUGAGCAGAGGCAUCUGGAGGCUCCCAGCUGCCUUCUACAUUUGGCUUCUUUUUCUCAUGCUUGCAGGGGUUGGUGGCUGUUUAGAAUGACCUUAGAAAAUUGCUUUUAGCGGAAUGUGUGCACAUAGUCAGAGUGAUAGGACAAUUUUGAGUGGGGAAGCCAUCUUACUGGAACCUCCCCUGUGCCCCUGCUCCAUUUCUCUGUCCCUCUGCCUGAGCUAUGGGAAGUAGGGACAAGGAUGACCAACCCUCCAUCUCUGGGUACGUGAAAACAACAGACACAAUGUGCUCUUCUGUGUGGCUCACUCAUGUCUGCGGCCCCAGUGUGCACCUCAGCUGAUUCUGGCUUCAGGAAAAGUAACACAGAGUGGCCUUUA
Otolemur garnettii (small-eared galago) is the source of this 2059-nucleotide messenger RNA. It is a transcript of the gene DBNL, whose product is annotated as drebrin like. Gene Ontology annotation, molecular function: actin filament binding. Gene Ontology annotation, biological process: positive regulation of dendritic spine morphogenesis; postsynaptic actin cytoskeleton organization; positive regulation of axon extension. Gene Ontology annotation, cellular component: site of polarized growth; plasma membrane; lamellipodium. The record is from RefSeq and is a predicted model, not a curated record. The coding region runs from base 242 to 1363 and encodes 373 amino acids. The transcript is spliced from 14 exons. Lineage: Eukaryota; Metazoa; Chordata; Mammalia; Primates; Galagidae.